GCUCUGAUUGGUGGGGGUGCGCGUGGGCACGGCCGCGGUACCUGGGCUCAGGGAUUUUGAGAGCUGUGGUGCCUUCUCGCUUUACUGCCUGGGCUGGUUUGCGAAGAUGCGGAAGGUGGUUUUGAUCACCGGGGCGAGCAGUGGCAUUGGCCUGGCCCUCUGCAAGCGGCUGCUGAUGGAAGAUGAUGAGCUUCACCUGUGUUUAGGGUGCAGGAAUGUUAGCAAAGCAGAAGCUGUCCGUACCACUCUGCUGGCUUCUCAUGCCACUGCUGAGGUCACCAUUGUGCAGGUGGACGUCAGCAACCUGCAGUCAGUGUUCCGGGCCUCCAACGAACUUAAGCAAAGGUUUCAGAGAUUGGACUUUGUAUAUCUAAAUGCUGGGAUCAUGCCUAAUCCACAGCUAAAUAUCAGAGCACUUUUCUCUGGCCUCUUUUCAAGAAAAGUGAUUCAUAUGUUCUCCACAGCUGAAGGACUGCUGACCCAGGAUGACAAGAUCACUGCUGAUGGGCUCCAGGAGGUGUUUGAAACCAACGUCUUUGGCCACUUUAUCCUGAUUCGGGAACUGGAACCCCUCCUCUGUCACAGCGACAAUCCAUCUCGGCUCAUCUGGACGUCAUCUCGCAACGCAAAGAAAUCUCUUUUCAGCCUUGAGGACUUCCAGCACAGCAAAGGCCACGAACCCUACAGCUCUUCCAAAUAUGCCACUGACCUCCUGAAUGUGGCGUUGAACAGGAACUUCAACCAGCGGGGUCUAUAUUCCAGUGUGGUGUGCCCAGGUGUAGUACUGACCAAUUUGACAUACGGAAUUUUACCUCCUUUUAUAUGGACACUGCUGAUGCCAAUUCUAUGGCUGCUUCGCUUUUUUGCAAAUGCUUUCACCUUGACACCAUAUAAUGGAACAGAAGUACUGGUGUGGCUUUUCCACCAAAAGCCUGAGUCUCUCAAUCCUCUGACCAAAUAUCUGAGUGCCACCACUGGCUUUGGAAGGAAUUAUGUAACAUCCCAGAAGAUGGACCUAGAUGAAGACACUGCUGAAAAAUUUUACCAAAACUUACUGGAACUGGAAAAGCACGUUAGGGUCAGCAUUCAAAAAAGAGAUAAACAGAGCUGAUGAUGACAGUCUUUGAACAUCUCAUAACUUGUGUGCACUCAGGGACACAUGGAUUUCCAUUGAGUUGGCUGUUAUGCAUUUAUAGUAAAACAUGAGCUAUGAA
Molecule: messenger RNA, 1214 nt
Organism: Microcebus murinus (gray mouse lemur)
Lineage: Eukaryota; Metazoa; Chordata; Mammalia; Primates; Cheirogaleidae
Gene: HSD17B7
Product: hydroxysteroid 17-beta dehydrogenase 7
Biological process (GO): cholesterol biosynthetic process
Cellular component (GO): endoplasmic reticulum membrane
Molecular function (GO): 5-alpha-androstane-3-beta,17-beta-diol dehydrogenase (NADP+) activity; 3-beta-hydroxysteroid 3-dehydrogenase (NADP+) activity; estradiol 17-beta-dehydrogenase [NAD(P)+] activity
Source: RefSeq, a predicted model, not a curated record